UGUGGUUAUCUGCCUCAAACUCGCCCAACGCAUUUCGAUGUAGGAUGCUAGAUGCGAUCUUCGGUUAUUCACAGACAAGCUGAGGCAGAGCGUAGAAUGAAUAACUUAGUUUUAUCAAAAUAAUGAUGUUGUCUGUAUUGACUCUAGUUAUUCUGUCAAGCCUUCUCUCAACACAGGUGCUCUUGGACAGCAUCAAUCCACCAGGCUGCGGUGUCGCAAGAGUCCUUGGCAGAAUCGUCGCUGGAAAGACAAUUGCGCGUUCUCGUAUACCGUGGAUAGUACAUCUCGUCGCGAGGUAUCAGUUCAAGCCGCGUUCAAUCAAGAAAAUGGCAUGUGGUGGUAGUAUACUGUCCCGCAGGUUCAUACUAACUGCAGCACACUGCAUACAUUUUGGGUACCGACUCCCCGUGUCCAUUCUUGUGAGAUACAACAGUACUUACUUGGGGCGUGGCCCACUUGCUUCGGCGAAAGAUGUUAUACCACAUCCUAGGUUCAGUAUGGAUACUGUCGCGAAUGAUAUCGGACUUGUAAAGUUGACAAAACCACUACAAUUUGACAAAUUCGUCAAACCAAUCUGCUUACCAAUGACACGAUUGCAACUGGUCCACAAGAAAGCAUUCGCUGCUGGAUGGGGGAAGACCAGAGAUACAGGUGUCAAGGGUACUCACCGACUUCACUACAUCAAGACAAAUAUCUUGCCCUUUAGAAAUUGCACAACCAGCUUCGAUCCCUGGAUGCAGCAGGAUGUAUUUACUGACGCAUCAGUGAUAUGCACGAAAACGAAUGGAAAAGGCGUCUGUCAGGGUGACUCCGGUGGUCCAGUCACCGUCUGGCGGAAGCGUCAGCGGAAAUAUUUCCAAGUGGGCGUCGUCUCUUUCUCCAGAGGCUGCAGCAAGGCAGGCCAUCCUAACGUGCACACCAGGGUGUCCCACUUCGUGCAUUGGAUCCGGAACAUGAUGUGGAUUAGGUGACGGUUCUGAGAAGCAUUCUGACAUUAAGGCAUCGUAAAGAGAAGACCGAUUAAGUUUAACAUGCUCUUUUAAAUAAAGUUGUGUGCUUUCUUAUUGAACAUUGCAGAAACACAA
Molecule: messenger RNA, 1085 nt
Organism: Dermacentor albipictus
Lineage: Eukaryota; Metazoa; Arthropoda; Arachnida; Ixodida; Ixodidae
Product: anionic trypsin-2-like
Biological process (GO): proteolysis
Molecular function (GO): serine-type endopeptidase activity
Source: RefSeq, a predicted model, not a curated record